AUGGGUCACCCCUGGAGGAGAGCCCUACAGUCGUCAGUACCCGUCGCAUUCCCAGCUGCACGGGACUUUGGCCAAGGGCGGGUCCCCUGCACACAUCCUUCCCCCGCCCCACUGGGGAAGCUGCUUGGGGAGAAGUGGCACGUGUUCUUGGCCAAGGACUUUGGGACAGUGGCAGCUUCGUCUGUGGGCGUAACCACAUGUGUUUUCUUUGUUUUGAAACAGGUCCUGCCUGGCAUUCUGCAGAAGCAUUGCUGCAUCUUACCAGACAGGAAUACAGAGUCGCAGUGCACGCUGUGCGGGGAGCCGGAAGAGGAGGACGGCGGGGACCUGGUCCAGCCCGGCAUCGGCUUCCCAGGGCCGGCGGACGAGGAUCUAGACCAGCCGUGCACAUGGCCUCUGACGCCACACUUCGAUGACGAGGGACACUCCUCCACCCCCAGCAGCAUGAAAGGCUUGACCGGGAGCCGGAAUCAGCCGCAGCUGUGUCCCGGCCACACCUGCGGGUUCACAGCGCUGGACGGCUGUUCACACGCCCACGAGCUGGCCCUCCAUGGGCCGGAGGCCAGGCGGCCCUACCUGCUCAGCCCCACGGACAGCUGCCCCGGGGACCGUCACCGCUGCUCCCCCAGGAGCUCCGUCCACUCCGACUGCAUGAUGGUGCCUGUGGUGCUGGGCGACCACGUGUCCAGCAGCACGUUCCCCAGGACGCACUGCAGCUCACAUUACGACACGAGAGACGACUGCGCCGUGUCCCACGCCAGCGCGAAAACCCACCGGAUCCCGGCCAACCUGCUGGACCAGUUUGAGAAGCAGCUGCCACUGCACAGGGACGGGUUCCACACGCUGCAGUACCAGAGGGCGUCGGCCCCCGAGCCCCGCGGCGAGAGCCCCGGCCGCAUCCGCCACCUCGUCCACUCCGUGCAGAAGCUCUUCACCAAGUCCCACUCGCUCGAGGGCGCGUCCAAGGGCAACGUCAACGGCAACAAGGGGGACGGCCGCGUGGACGACCACCACGGCCGCCACGCCAAGCACGGCAGACGCAGCAAGAGCAAAGAGCGGGUGCCCGAGGCCAAGCCGCGGUCGGGGCUGGGCAGCUGGUGGAGCUCCGACGACAACCUGGACAGUGAUAGCACCUACCGCGCGGCUAGCGUGGCUGCCAGGCAUUUCGCAGACCACGGCCCCCACUGCUACCCUGAGCCGUUCCUGGGCCCCUUCGCAGGCCUCUCCCUGAAGCCCUCCAAGAGCAACAGCGACGUCAAGUGCUCGGCCUGCGAGGGCCUGGGCAUGGCGCCCGAGGCCACCUACAUGAAGCGGAGCUCCUGGUCCACGCUGACCGUGAGCCAGGCCAAGGAGGCCUGCCGCAAGAGCUCCCUGAACUUGGACAGGCCCCUGGCCCACCAGGACAUCAAGCCGCCCCUGCGGCCGUGCCACUACCUCCAGGUGCCGCAGGACGAAUGGGGAGGCUACCCCACGGGCGGCAAGGACGAGGAGAUCCCGUGCAGGAGGAUGAGAAGCGGGAGCUACAUCAAAGCCAUGGGCGACGGGGACAGCGGAGAGUCGGACUCCAGCCCGAAGACGUCACCCACGGCGGCCAUGCGGCCGGAGCCUUUGCUGCAGUCGGUGGGACAGAGGCCGCUGGGAGACCUGCAAACCCAGAGCUACCUGCAAGCUGCAAGUGACGGGCCUGCCGGCCACAGCCUGGACCCCUCUGCCCACUACAACUCCCCGAAGUUCCGGUCCCGAAACCAGAGCUACAUGAGAGCCGUGAGCACGCUGAGCCAGGCCAGCUGCGUGAGCCAGAUGAGUGAAGCGGAGCUGAACGGGCAGCUGGAGUCGGUGUGCGAGUCCGUGUUCAGUGAGAUGGAGGUGCAGGCCAUGGACGCCCUGGGCCUCCCCGGCUGCUUCCGGACGCGGAGCCACAGCUACCUGCGCGCCAUCCAGGCCGGCUACUCGCAAGACGACGAGUGCGUGAUCACGAUGCCGCCGUCCACCGCCACCCCCACCGCCAGGCCCGCGGCAGCUGCCUCAUAUACAAAUUACAAGAAGACGCCGCCCCCUGUCCCCCCACGGACCACCUCCAAGCCUCUGAUCUCGGUGACGGCACAGAGCAGCACUGAGUCCACGCAGGACGCCUACCAGGAUGGCCGUGCCCAGCGGAUGGUCCCGUGGGCCCAGGACGGCCGUGGCCUCUACAACUCCACAGACAGUCUGGACAGCAGCAAGGCCUUGAACCUGGCGCUAGAGACGGCCGCCGCCCAGCGCCACGCGGAGAGCCAGAGCGACCAGGCCAUCCUGGCGUCCAGGGCCGAGGAGUUCUCCAGGGGCUCGCGCCCCUCCAUCGGGGUCCAGGACUCUGAAUUCCCAGAGCGCCAGCCAUAUCCAAGGUCAGAUGUGGAGACCGGCACGGACUCGGACACGGAGAGCCGCGGCCUGCGCGAGUACCACUCGGUCGGCGUGCAGGUGGAGGACGAAAAGCGACACGGGCGUUUCAAGCGUUCCAACAGCGUGACGGCCGCGGUGCAGGCGGACCUGGAGCUGGAGGGCUUCCCCGGCCGCGUGGCCACGGAGGACAAGGGCCUGCAGUUCGGCCCGUCCUUCCAGCGGCACUCGGAGCCCAGCACGCCCACGCAGGGCGGGGCCGUGCGGACCAUCAUAGGCUCGCUGAGCACGGUGACUGUAUUUGGUAGCCUAUCAUCUGCCAGCACGGCCUGGACUGUGCCUGGCACAGCGCCCAACGCCGAGCUCUGCAAGAAGGUUCUCGGCAAGAUCAGGAGUGCCGUGGGCAGCGCCCAGCUGCUGAUGUCGCAGAAGUUCCAGCAAUUCUACUGGCUCUGCCAGCAGAACACGGACCCCAGCGCCAUGCCCAGACCGACGUCGCAGGACCUGGCCGGGUACUGGGACAUGCUGCAGCUGUCCGUGGAGGAUGUCAGCAUGAAGUUCAGCGAGCUGCACCAGCUGAAGCAGAACGGCUGGAAGGCGCUCGAGUCUCCAGAGAGAGAGGAAGAAAGGAAGGUUCCCCCUCCAAUACCAAAGAAGCCCCCCAAGGGGAAGUUUCCCAUUACGAGAGAGAAGUCCCUGGACCUGCCCGACAGACAGCGCCAGGAAGCGCGGCGGCGCCUCAUGGCGGCCAAGCGGGCGGCCUCGUUCCGCCAGAACGCGCGAUACCCCGAGGGCGGCCAGGUCAGCGAGGAGACGGAACCUCCCAGGAUGACCUCCCAGCGGCCCGCGGUGCUGCCGGGACCUGCAGAGGCUCUGGGUGCCCUGCUGGGGGAGCCUGCGACAGGCUUCCGAGCCUCCGCCUCCUGUCACGUUUGUUUCCGGCCACUCCCCCCACAGUCACCGCCAGGGCCACUGGGUCCGAGCUGCGAGGGGGGUGGGCCCUCCGACUGGUGCUGGGCCCCUGGGCCCCCAGGACAGGCGGGGUUUCCUCGCACGGGGUCUGCCACCCCCAGUUCCCGCGGGACGGUGGCCCUGGAGAGCUGGGUGUCCCUCACCGCAGCUGUCAUCCGGACCUCGUGCCGGGAGGACCAGCGGCAGCCCCGCCAGCCCCACGCCUACCAGCACGAAAGCCCAGGGGCCAGACUUGACCGGAGGCCCGAGGAGGGGGUGGUCCAGGUGACGAGGGCCUUUGGCGACCCCGAAAGAACAGCUGGCUCUAUGGCCCUUGCUCCAACAUGA
Molecule: messenger RNA, 3678 nt
Organism: Pteropus alecto (black flying fox)
Lineage: Eukaryota; Metazoa; Chordata; Mammalia; Chiroptera; Pteropodidae
Gene: DLGAP2
Product: DLG associated protein 2
Exons: 19
Coding region: 1-3678 (1225 amino acids)
Biological process (GO): signaling
Cellular component (GO): glutamatergic synapse; postsynaptic specialization
Molecular function (GO): molecular adaptor activity
Source: RefSeq, a predicted model, not a curated record